AAGACAUUUCCAUUUUUAUUUUAUGACUUGUUUUAAUAAGUUCAACAAGGAUUUUGAAAUCUUACUUUGUGCUCAAAUAGAUAAUUCUCUCAUUAUAUAUAUAACAUGUUGACUUAUUAUUAUUUUUCUCUCAUUUUAUCCUCUAUUGGGACGAUUCGUAAUUGUUUGCAAAUGAAAACACAAUUUAUUCUAUCUUUUCUGGAAACUCUAUGCAUCCAUUUCAAUGUUCUCAUCUUAUCUAUGGUAAGGUUUUUGGACAUGCUAUUUUUAAUUAUCCAACAAUAUCAUGUUAUCUCUUUUCUUGUCUCAAGUAAUUUCAGACUAUUGUUCCUUGGCUCAUGGCACUUGAAUUUACCAAAAGGGUAUAUCUUCACUCCCAUGAAUGUCUUUUAGAUUCAUCACAAUUUCUCACCUCAGUUUUUCUUGGCUAGGACGACUUGACACCAAUUUUAAUAGUUUGCUGUUAGGUUGAUAGAUGUACAUAAAAUCCUGUCAGAUCCUUCAUGAAGCCUUUUUGAUUUUGUGUUAUCUAUUAUUGACCAGACAUUGAUGUGCUGCCUUUCUUUUUUUUAUUUCAUGGCAUCAUAUACUUAAUCUGAAGGGUACAUAAUUUUUCUGCCUUUCUUUUUGUUUUUUGUACUCUGAAUUUUCCUUAGAUUCUAGAAAUUUGAGGAGAGGUCCAGUUCUUUACAGGAUUGUUGGUUUUCAAGACUCAUGGAGCUGCCACUAAGAAUACCAGAACAAGUCUCGAAAAAGCUUCGAACUCCACACUUUACUAUAUGUACAGUUAUGUAACAUAUAUACAUCAGAAGAUCAGUCAUAUUCUAACAUUUGACUUCAUUAAUCAAAACAAUACUAUACUUGGAUGUGUGUAUACAUCGAAAGAUCAGUUAUAUUGAGACAUUCAACAUCAUUGAUCAAUUAUAUGAAAAUGAUAAAUGGGAAGAAUUAUUACCUUUUCGCUUUUGGUUGGUUCUGCAAAUCUGAAUGAUUUCUUAAAUGAAGUUGGGUUUGAAAAAAAUAGGUAACCAUAUUAUUGACUCCAGGAGUAUUUCACUGCCCCAGAUAAAUCUGUUGUAAGAAAAUAGCUUUUAAGUGUUAGGGUGGAACAUGAUAAUUGAACUAUAGUGAAACAAUUAACCUUAGUUCUUUUUGCAUAGUUUCGAAGGCCUCUUUCAGCAUUGAGUCUAUGUUAGUGGAUUUCGUGUUAUAGGAACAACAAAUGAUUAAAAAUGCAUUUGAUGAUCACAUUGUGAGGGGGUUCUUCCCAUUGGCUAAGAAGAUUCUAGAUCACAGAGGUCAAGGUUGGCUUACAUCUCUUCUUAUUGUUUGUUGUUUAUAUUUCUGAUAAUUUUUGAAGAAGUCUUUGCUUUCUGAAUUUUAGAAUAAACAAUUGUCACCAUUCAUGUUAAGUGCCUAGUUUUAGAUUUUUUUUUUCUUUUUUCAAUAUGACACAAAAUGGGAGCAGUGUCAAAGGAUUCUUUGAUUAAUUUGCGAUGGUGAUUCUUUGGUCAUAAUUUUGAAGCGCCAACAUAAAAAAAAUGUAGUUGAAUUUGCUUGUGCCUGGAGGACAAUCAAUGGUGUCAAUGCUGUAUCGUCCAUAAGAAGCAUUACUUCCUUUCUGCCCAUGCUGGUCGUCACAACUUUGUUCGUAUAUAAAGUUUUUGAAAGUGGGAUCUUUGAAAGGAAAAGAAAAAUCCAUUGUGAUCUUUCUUAGACAACUGGUUGCUUCUUUUUUAGGGAACAUUGGAAACUUCUUUUACUUUGUCAUUAGUCUCUCUGGAGAUAAUAACAGUAUGAAUCUCUUGUUACUUUAUUAAGGAAUUUUGUAUGCUCCAUUAUUUGAUGUUUUUUAUUUUUUUCGGUUGCACUUUCUUUAACUUGAUCAGGUAUGUAUAUGUUGAUGGGUUGUGCGUAUUAACAAAAUGGCUUGGAUUCCUGUUUUAUGUUCCAGUAUUUUCUUUUUUGUUGCCUAACCUUUAAUUGGAUCAGGUACGUAUGAGAUAUUUUUCCUUUUUCUAAAACCAUGUGAUGAUUUGUUCAUUAUGAAUGACAUACACGCGUGGAUGCCUAUUUUCUGCCCCAUACCUAUGAUUUUGUAAGAAAUGGCAAGAAGAAUCAGAAGCUAUCACAGAAAUUCAUCUCGGAAGUUCCGGUCGACUCCAUAUCCGGUGCCUUCAUAUCAACGACCUAUUUCAGCAGAAAGGUCUUCAAAGAAGACAUCUUUUACCUUGGAGAGGAAGGAUUGGAAGGGUGCUACUUGCCCUGUGUGCAUGGAAUUUCCACACAAUGCUGUACUCCUCCUUUGUUCAUCUCAUGACAAGGGCUGUCGCCCCUACAUGUGUGCAACCAGCUGCCGUUUUUCUAACUGUCUUGAACAAUUCAAGAAGGCAUAUGCUAAAACAACUUCAUUGGUGGGAAGUCGGAUCCAUGAUUUGCCUGCAUGGAAGAAAUGCGAGGUAGUGGAGCUAGCAUGCCCUCUAUGCCGAGGGCAGGUGAAAGGAUGGACUGUGGUGGAACCAGCACGUAAAUAUCUCAACAAAAAGAGACGAAGCUGCAUGCAGGACGACUGCUCAUUCAUCGGUAGCUACAAAGAGCUUCGUAAGCACAUGAGGUCUGAGCACCCUUGUGCGAAGCCCCAUGUAGUGGAUCCUGUUCUCGAACAGAAAUGGAGAAAUCUCGAGUACCAGAGUGAGCGGGCGGAUGUGAUCAGCACAAUAAGAUCUUCAAUGCCUAGGGCAGUUAUAUUGGGAGAUUAUGUGAUAGACAUGGACGACAGUGACUCUGAUACCGACUUUGAUGACGACAGUGACUCUGGUACCGAUUUCGAUGACUACAAUGAUGAUUUUUUCGAUAACGCAAAUGGUAUCUUUGGACGGAGGAAUGGUCGGAGUAUCUUUACCGCACUCAUGAGGGAGGCUGCCCGUAAUAGGAGGUUUAGAAGAAGCCGUGUAGGUAAUGCUAGAGAAGGGAGCAAUGGUCAUCUUCCAACCAUCGUUGAUCGUGCUUCGCGUGAUGCAGCAUUUAGUUAUCGCUUGGAGGAACAUGAUGAUGACAGGAGUGCUGUAGGCAUAACCCGUUCUGAAAGGCAGCAUAGGAGGGGGAGCCUGGGAAGAUCAUCAGUACAUGGUACAAGAUUGUUGUGAUGGUGUGGUGUAUGUUCAAAUUCAAAUUAUUUCUUUCUGUUUGUUCUUUCUUUUUUCUUCAUAAAUAUGUACUGAUAUAGCAAACAUUAAAGCUUGUUCCUCCUGCAAGUCCCGUUAUAUUUUCAUCAACAUCAAAAUUUAAUCUGGAGAUCAAAACUUUGAAUUUGUGAUGA
Molecule: messenger RNA, 3319 nt
Organism: Musa acuminata AAA Group (dessert banana)
Lineage: Eukaryota; Viridiplantae; Streptophyta; Magnoliopsida; Zingiberales; Musaceae
Exons: 2
Coding region: 2106-3146 (346 amino acids)
Source: RefSeq, a predicted model, not a curated record